AUGGAAGGGCGGAGCCGAGAAAGGGGAAAAGGAAGGAAAAAGAAUAAGGGGAACCCGAAAGGGAGUGGACGAAAGAGGAAGGCAAGCCGAAGGCAAAGCAGGGAGAACGGGAAGCAGGGCCCAAGGGACAGGGGGAAGCCAAUAGGAGGAAACGGAGGAAAAUGGUGGGGAGAGAGGAUGGGCGGGCAAGGAGAGUACUGGGGGGGAAGGAGGGGUAUGUGGGCAGGGAAGGACGGGCGAGGGAAUGCAAGGCAGGCGCCGGCGAAGGAGGGGGCCUGGAUGAAAGAGGGGAAAAGCGGCCCAAGCGGGGAAUACAGGGGGGCCGGCGGGGAGAGGGGCGGAAGAGGGGAGAGGCAAACGAGAGGGGGCGAGGGCCACCGCGAGGGGGGCAGGAUAAUGGAGGAGGGCAGAGGGCAAGCGAUGGAGGGGGGAAAGGGAGAAAAGGGAAUGGACGAGAGGCCCACCUGGGGCUGA
Molecule: messenger RNA, 474 nt
Organism: Ipomoea nil (Japanese morning glory)
Lineage: Eukaryota; Viridiplantae; Streptophyta; Magnoliopsida; Solanales; Convolvulaceae
Product: H/ACA ribonucleoprotein complex subunit 1-like
Exons: 1
Coding region: 1-474 (157 amino acids)
Source: RefSeq, a predicted model, not a curated record